Molecule: messenger RNA, 1359 nt
Organism: Trichosporon asahii var. asahii CBS 2479
Lineage: Eukaryota; Fungi; Basidiomycota; Tremellomycetes; Trichosporonales; Trichosporonaceae
Exons: 1
Coding region: 1-1359 (452 amino acids)
Source: RefSeq, a predicted model, not a curated record
AUGAAAGCACCUUCGCCGCCCGGCACGCUUCUGGACAGGCGCAACCGUAAGUUAACGUCGAUCGAGCCGACAUGGAGGCCAGGACUCGAGUUCGUCCCUUCCUCCGCCCGUGGGCAGAACUCCGCUCGACCAUCGGCAGUCCCAUCUCUCCCAUCGGUAGCGACGCCCACACUCAAGGAGCAGCUGCGCGACAAGCUGAACAACUUUAGCUUCAAGCGGUCGACCCGGAGCGGCGCUGAUGGCACGCUGGAUGGAGAGUCCAGCACGCGCAACGGGAAGGGGAAGGCGAAGAUCAAGGAGGAGAAGGAGUUUGAGCAGUGGGUACCGGGCGUGCCGAGGAAGAAGGCUGUCAUGACCGCCGCUGAGGCUCUGGGGCGGGUUAAUCCCCCAGCAACGCAGGAGUACAUUUCCAGGGUCGCACUCGCCCAGGAGAACGUCAAGCGUCGGGAUGAGCACGGCCAUGCCUCUUCUUCUGGAGGGUGGACCGACGAGAGUGGCGAAUGGUUCAGUCGAACGAUCCGCCGGCCAGUGUCAGCUUACUCCCCGCUUGACCCCGUUGUAUCCCCCAGCGACCGUCACAUUCCAACGCCAUCUGUGUUGCAGCCGCGGGCCUCAACGCGGUCAUCAAUGCCGCCGCCGUCUUCUCGCCGCUACGUGCCGCGGGGCUCGGCUCCGCCCCUAUCGCAUGACGCAAAGACGUCGAUGCCGCCACCUGGCCUGCAUCACCCGCCACAGAACGGUCCAGCGAGGAUGUCGAUGCCUCCACUGACGGCGAACGGAGGAUGGGCUUUCAGCCCGCCUCCCAGCGCACAAGAGCCACCACCGUCUGCUGUCCUCGGAUAUCUUCCACAUGAGCGGAAGUGGAUCCAGCAGCAGCAACAGCUUCCUCAAUACUCGCCCUACCCCCCUCAACUCUCGCCCUUCCCUCCUCAGCAAUCACUUUACCCUCCGAGCCAGCACUCGCCCUACCCUCCGGCGCAGGACCAUCAACUCCCUCCCAACCAACACCGUCCUCAAUACCCGCAGCUGCCGCCGCAACUGUACACCGACCAGCUGGGCAACGUAACACACGGUCCCGUGCAUGGUGGCUUGACCGGCGUCAACGCAAUGAGCCCGAACACCGUCCCGUUCAGCCCCUACCCCGAGCAAGGGCCAUAUCUUCCCCCGAUACCGAUCAUGUCGCCGAUGAGGCCGUGCUUUGAGCCGCCUACGGGGCUACAGCUGCCGCCGCCGCCGCAGGUCCAACGGCAAGUCCGCCACGAAGACAGCAGACCCAGUCGCAGAACCCACUUCCAGCUGAGCCCCCGCUCCCAGCCAGAUCCUCGCUUCCAGCCAAGCCCCCGCCCUCUGCCUGGGUAG